This is a messenger RNA of Jaculus jaculus (lesser Egyptian jerboa), 1149 nucleotides long. It is a transcript of the gene Fsaf1, whose product is annotated as chromosome 5 C1orf131 homolog. The record is from RefSeq and is a predicted model, not a curated record. Bases 37 to 894 code for a protein of 285 amino acids. The transcript has 7 exons. Lineage: Eukaryota; Metazoa; Chordata; Mammalia; Rodentia; Dipodidae.
UGGGGUCCGGCCGGGGCGGAGGUGGGCUCGGAGUCCAUGGCCCCCGAUCCCCAGGCCCGCGGGGCGGAGCCCGCCGGGUCCGAGUCGCGGCUGGACGCGGUGCUGCGGAGCCUCUACGACCUGGGAGAGACAGAAGAUGAGCAGAAGAGAACCAGGAAGAAGAAAGGAAACAAGAAGGGAGACGUGGAGGCCGUCCCAGCCACAGCCGCAGAGCCGCAGCCUCCACCUGGGCCUCUGGGGAGAGGCCAGAGGAAGAGUGCUUCCAGCUUCUUCAAGGAGCUCAAGGAAGAGCUGCGCUCUGCUCCCCCCGGCGCUCUCCCAGCGCCUCCUGCAGGGCCGGAAGUCCCUGCUGCUGCCCUGCGCUCGCCCACGCCCCCAGAGACCCACAGCAAACGAGUGGAAGUGGUGGAGUUCCACAGCAGAAGUAAAAAAAGAAAACCGAAGACAGACCCAGAGGAGGGCACCAAGAAUAAAACCAGUGUCCUAGAGAAGUAUGUAGAUAUUCAAGAAUUUAACCUAGAAAAGGCUCGUUUGGAAGUGCACCGCUUUGGGAUCACAGGUUAUGGCAAAGGGAAGGAAAGAGUCCUGGAACAGGAGCGGGCCAUCAUGCUGGGGGCUAAGCCUCCCAAAAAGAGUUAUGUGAAUUACAAGGUUUUGCAGGAGCAAAUCAAAGCAAAAAAGGCUGCAGAGGAGGAAGCAAGGAGAGCGGCUCAGGACACAGAGGUUUUCAAGAGAAAGAAGAGGAAAGGGCAGGAAGACAGGAGGUCCAAGAAGUCGGCUCCCAGUAUUUUGUCGAGUGGACGGAUUGGACAGGUUGGGAAAUUCAAGAAUGGGACACUGAUUCUGAGCCCAGGUGAUAUCAAGAAAAUCAAUUCUUCCAGAGUGGCGAAGUGAAGUGUCACUGCAAGGAGGAACAUGGACAAGUGGCAUGCAACACUGGGCCCUGCCCACUUCAGGCUGUUGGUUCAUGUUUUGCACACUUGACUUCAUUUGAGGAGAGUGAUGCAGACAACCCUCCUCACUGUUCACAUGUGGGUGCUGGUACUGAGCACUGGCCACUGCUCAGGCUUCCCUCCUGUGGUCUGGUCCUUGGUUUUGGCCACAUUUGUUUGUAAUACACUCUCAUAAAUGAUAGUGAUUGACAUUAAA